This is a messenger RNA of Scatophagus argus, 6578 nucleotides long. It is a transcript of the gene myo3a, whose product is annotated as myosin IIIA. Gene Ontology annotation, molecular function: ATP binding; cytoskeletal motor activity; protein kinase activity. The transcript is spliced from 37 exons. The record is from RefSeq and is a predicted model, not a curated record. Bases 406 to 5961 code for a protein of 1851 amino acids. Lineage: Eukaryota; Metazoa; Chordata; Actinopteri; Scatophagidae. Gene Ontology annotation, cellular component: myosin complex. Gene Ontology annotation, biological process: protein phosphorylation.
AGACAACUGUCUUAAUUUGAUAGAUGUCUGCGGUUCUAGUGUUUUACACUUCCUGUCUUUGCUCAUUUUCCCUCCUUUAUUUGAUUGCUUGCCCCACCCUGAUUGUUUCCACCUGUUUCUAGCACCCUUUCUCUAUAUAUACCUGCACUCUUGUGUAUGUUGUGAGUUUGCCUUUGUUUGCUGACUUCCUUGAAGUCUGUAUUUCCCUGAGUUAUUUGGAUUGUUCUUUGGACUCUUUUUGCCUGUAGUCCUGGCUGCCUUUGUUUGCUUCUGUUCCAUUUUUGAGUAAGUUUAUUAAAGAUUUUUUGUUCACCUUCUCCCUUGCAUCAGUGUCUGCACUGUGAGUCCUCCAUUUUGUGACUGCUGACAUGGAACUAAUGUUACAUAAAGAGAUCUCUCCUGAAGAUGUUUCCACAAUCAGGGAAAUCGAUUGUCUUUGACAACUUUCCGGAUCCCACCGACACCUGGGAAAUCAUCGAGACAAUCGGGAAAGGGACAUAUGGAAAGGUCUACAAGGUGCUCAACAAAACUGAUGGAAGUAAAGCAGCUGUGAAGAUACUGGAUCCAAUCCAUGAUAUUGAUGAGGAGAUUGAAGCAGAAUACAACAUCCUCAAAGCUCUUUCUGACCAUGCCAAUGUUGUCAAGUUCUACGGGAUGUACUACAAGAAGGACAUUAAAUGUGGAGAUCAAUUAUGGCUAGUACUGGAGCUCUGCAAUGGCGGCUCUGUGACGGAGCUGGCUAAAGGCAUGCUGAAGAGAGGAGACAGAAUGGAUGAAGCCAUUAUUGCCUACAUCCUGCACGAGGCCCUCAUGGGUCUCCAGCACCUGCAUGUCAACAAGACCAUCCACCGUGACGUCAAAGGCAAUAACAUCUUGUUGACAACGCAAGGGGGGAUCAAGCUUGUGGAUUUUGGUGUCUCGGCCCAGCUGACAAAUACGCGCCUGAGGAGGAACACCUCUGUGGGAACUCCCUUCUGGAUGGCUCCUGAGGUAAUAGCAUGCGAGCAGCAGCUGGACUCCACUUACGAUGCUCGUUGUGAUGUCUGGUCACUUGGCAUCACCGCCAUAGAGCUGGGAGAUGGCGACCCACCCCUCUCUGAUCUCCACCCAAUGAGAGCCCUUUUCAAAAUACCCAGCACAUUAUCCUUCCCCUCCUGUUCUCAUUCAUCCUGUGGAGAAGGCCAAGAGUGCACAGCCUUUUCUCAUCUGUGUUUAUUGUGGACUGAAGAUGAAAAAAAUCCCCCACCUACUCUCCACCAGCCGGAGAUCUGGUCAGACACCUUUAAUGACUUCAUCUGCAAGUGUCUGAUUAAAGACUUUGAGCUCAGACCAAAUGUGCUAGACCUGCUCCAGCAUGUGUUCAUCAAACAGAUAGUUGGCCGAGAGAAAAUACUGCAAAAACAAUUGAUUGAGCUCAUUGAUCUCAACCAACAAAUAGGAGUUAUUGAAAAAACGAGCCAUCAUGGAAAGACAGACAGAAGCACAGACAGUAAUGACAGGCAUGAACGCAUCCACACAAAAAGAGGAAGCCACGUGAAGAUGCAGACUGACCCAGAGGAGGUGGACGACCUCGCCACCCUAGAAGUACUAGACGAAAACACGGUCACAGAGCAGCUUCAGAGUCGCUAUGGGAGAGAUCAAAUUUACACAUACGUGGGAGACAUCCUCAUCGCAGUCAAUCCUUUCCAUAAGAUGGAGAUAUACACUCCUCAGUAUACUAAGAUGUACAUAGGAGCUAAGCGCACAGCUAACCCACCACACAUCUUCGCUGUGGCUGAUGUCGCCUACCAGUCCAUGGUGUCAUACAAUGCAGACCAGUGUGUUGUGAUCAGUGGGGAAAGUGGAGCUGGGAAAACAGAGAGCGCUCAUCUGUUGGUGCAACAACUGACAGUUCUUGGGAAGGCCAAUAAUCAGACGCUCCAGGAGAAGAUCUUGCUGGUCAACAGCCUGGUGGAGGCUUUUGGGAACGCUUGCACUGUCAUCAAUGACAACUCCAGCCGCUUUGGCAAAUACCUAGAGAUGAAGUUCACCUGUGGAGGAACAGUGGUCGGAGCGAAGAUAUCCGAGUACCUGCUGGAGAAAUCCAGAGUCAUCCACCAGGCAGUAGGGGAGAGGAACUUCCACAUCUUCUACUACAUUUAUGCUGGCCUGGCUGACAGGAAGAAACUAGCCCACUACAAGCUCUCUGACAGCAAAACACCUAAGUACUUGUGUAAUGAGCACAUUAAAUUGGGGCCUGACAUAGUGAGCAACGUCUUCUACAAGGAGCAGUUUGAUGCAGUGGAGCAGUGCUUCAAAGUUAUUGGAUUCACCCUGGAGGAACUGGGCAGUGUUUACAGCACGCUGGCUGCCAUCCUCAACUCCGGUGAUAUCGAGUUUUCUCCAGUCGCCUCAGAGCACCAAACAGACAAGAGCGACAUAUCCAACAUUUCUGUCCUGGAGAACGUGGCAUCGCUGCUGUGUAUCCGCUCAGACGAGCUCCAGGAAGCCCUGACAUCCCACUGUGUUGUGGCCCGGGGAGAGACAAUCGUCAGGCCCAACACGGUGGAAAAGGCAGCGGAGGUGAGGGACGCCAUGGGCAAGGCUCUCUACGGUCGCCUCUUCAGCUGGAUCGUCAACCGCAUCAAUGCACUUCUGCGGCCUGACAGUCACCUAGGAGAGGAUGACAAGGGCUUGAACAUUGGCAUCCUGGACAUCUUCGGCUUUGAGAACUUCAAGAAGAACUCUUUCGAGCAGCUCUGCAUCAACAUCGCCAAUGAGCAGAUACAGUUUUACUUCAACCAGCACAUAUUCGCUUGGGAACAGGAUGAGUACCUGAAUGAGGAGGUGGAUGCUCGGAUGAUCGAGUAUGAGGACAACCGACCCCUCUUGGACCUGUUCUUACAGAAGCCCAUGGGGAUGCUCUCACUUCUGGACGAGGAGAGUCGCUUCCCACAGGCCACCGACCAGACCCUCGUAGAGAAAUUUGAAGAUAACCUAAAGACCAAAAGCUUCUGGAGACCCAAGAGGGUUGACCUUGGCUUUGGUAUUCACCACUACGCUGGAAAGGUGAUUUACAAUGCUGCAGGCUUCUUGGCCAAGAACAGGGACACCUUACCAGCUGACAUCGUCCUGCUGUUGAGGUCCUCAGAAAACGAGCUAAUUCGCAAACUGGUCACCCAUCCCCUCACCAAAACAGGCAACCUUGCCCACACCAAGGGUAAAGGCAUAAACACAAUGCGCACCCCGCGAACCCCGACACGCACCAUCACCUUCGCCAAGCCUGGGGAACCUGGAGACACUCCUUACCACCCGAGAGAAACUACCAACAUGAGAACCCAGACAGUGGCUUCCUACUUCAGAUACUCUCUGAUGGACCUGUUGUCCAAGAUGGUGGCAGGCCAGCCUCACUUUGUUCGGUGUAUCAAACCAAACAACGAUCGUCAAGCCAACAAGUUUGACCGGGAGAAGGUCCUGGUUCAGCUGCGGUACACUGGAGUUCUGGAGACCGCCAAGAUCAGACGGCAGGGCUACUCUCACCGCAUUCUGUUUGCAAACUUCAUAAAGAGGUACUACAUCUUGGCUUUUCAUGCUCAUGAGGAGCCAGAUGUGACUCAAGAAACAUGUGCUGCAAUACUAGAGAAGGCCAAAUUAGAGAACUGGGCAAUGGGGAAGACUAAGGUGUUCCUCAAGUACUACCAUGUUGAACAUCUGAACUUAAUGGUGCAGCAGGCCACACAACGCAUUGUUCUCCUCCAGGCUUACGUAAGAGGUUGGCUGGGAGCCAAACGAUACCGACGGAUACUAAAAGAGAGAGAACAGAGCGCUCUGGUGCUGCAGUCUGCUUACAGAGGUCAUAAAGCUCGGAAGAGGGUGGCUGAUGACAAAAGCAAAGCCAAGUUUGAGGCUUUCAUCAUCCAGUUUCAGGCUGUUUGCAGGGGCUAUCUUGCAAAAAAGAAAUACAAAGAGUUAGUAGAUGAGAAGAAUAAAGCUGCAACCAAGAUUCAGGCCCGUUACAGAGGGCACAAGGAAAGGAAAAGCUUCAAACGAAAACGGGAAGCCAGAGAGAAAGCCUGUAAAGAAAAGGAAAAAGAGAAUCCUGAUUCAGAAAAGAUCACGAGUGACGAAAAUCCUGCUCCCAACAAUGAAGCAAGGAAUGACGAAGAAGAAGCUAAGGCAGCUGUGGUUCUCCAGAGUAACUACAGGGGCUACAAGGAGAGAAAAAAGUUUAAGGAGAGAAAAAAGACUAUGGCCGGUGCUGAAUUACAAUUACCCCCAAAUGCAGUGUUUGAACAAGAAGGUGGGCAAGGGCCUGUUAGCAAAGAAGAGGAAGUAGAAAAGAUGGAUUAUAAACAAGAGGAGAAUGAUGAAGAUGAGGAAAGUACGUAUGAAGCAGAGGAGAAUGAUGACAGUGAUCACACACAGGUGCCAGAAGAUGAUGAAAAUACUGAAGUGGCAGAUGAAGCAGUUAUUGAGAAUGUAGCAGUAGUAGAUGCCAUCAAAGGGGAAGAGGUUGUCAACAUGGAAGAGGAAACCAAGGCUGCCACUGUUCUCCAGAGUAAUUUUAGAGGUCACAAGGAGAGGAAGAGGUUGCAAGAAGAAGGCAAGAUCCCAGAAAAGAAACUAAAAGCAACAAGUCCAACUGGUGAAGAGGAAUUGCCCACAGUGAGCAGUCCUACAGCUGAGGAAAAAGUGCCCAUUCAAACACCAGCAGAAAAAAUUUGCUGCGAGGAGACAAAAAAAGAAGAAUCAAUAGACGCUCAAGAUGCAGCAGAUGUUUCUUCAAUUGAUGUCAUGUUAGAAGAUCAAGAUGAGACUAAAGCGGCCGUGGUGCUUCAGAGCAACUUUCGUGGCCACAAGGAGCGCAAACGACUCGAGGAGGAAGGAAAGAUCCCUAAGAGGAGGAAAAAAGAAAGAGAAGUUGCACCAGAAGAGGAAGAAAAAGAACAGGUAAUGCAGAGUGUAGAAUCAGUGUCAGAAUCCCAGGAGGGUACUUCUGUGGAGAACCCAGAGGCCCUAGAUGAGGAAAAAGCUGCUACAGUCCUACAGAGUAACUUCAGAGGCCAUCGGGAGCGAAAGAAACUGAAAGCAGAGAGAGGAACACAACAGAAAGCAAAGGAGGAAGCUGACAAUGAUGUGGAAGGGGAAAGUAAAGAAGAGGCAGAAGAGGAGGCCCUGGAUGUUUCCGACGUGGUGAUAGAACGUAAAGAGGAGGCAGAUGUUGAAAAAGAAAGACAGGAGGAGGAGCAGGCUGCAGUGAAGAUCCAGAGUAACUUCAGAGGGUACAAAGACAGGAAGAACCUGAAGGCCAACAAGCAAAUGGCACAAACACAAGCUGAACAGCUAGAGAGCUUCUCCAAAGAGAUCACAAAGACUUCUCAGGACUUUGCAGCCCUGCAGCAGAAGUUGAAUGAGAUCAUCCAGGCCCAUCAAUCAAACCCCGAGAACAAUGGCAUGUUUGUGAGGGGAAAGGCAAUCAAUGGCUAUGCUCCCCAGAUUCAAACAUCAACUGACAAGAGACUGUCAAGGACCCCCCGCAGGACCCACCAGCCAAAGACUCUCAAUACACCAGAGGACUCCACCUAUUACACCUUGAUUCAUAGGUCUGUCCAGGAUGAGAAACGCAAGCCCAGGAAAGAGGAUCCAGGAAAGCUGCUGGAUGCAGAUGACCAGUACUACCACCAACUGUCCACCAGCAGGUCUGAACCCUGCAUCGCCACAAAGGACACAUCACUCAGCAGUGUGCCUGAGAGAAGGCAGUCUAUAGAGAGGAGGCGGUCCAUGGACAGGAAACAGCCUACAGAGAGACAGACCAGAGAGAGGGCUGUCACUGAACCAGAGCCUCCCAAACCUGCCACUGACAACAGGCGCUCUGUUCCCAGAAUGCUCUCCACAGAGAGUCGAACUGAGGACAAUCCGUACGACUACAGACAUCUACUGAGGAAGACCUCCCAGAGACGAAAGCUCAUCAAACAGUACUGAACACAGGACUGAGCCUUUUAGUCGUUUGGCACAGAAUCUGUCCGAAUGUGAAAAUGAUAACAAACCACGUUACGAUGUGUUAUCAUAUUGCAUCAUGCUAUGUGUUCCAUCACAGCUUCUUCAGAAAACUCUGAAACUGUUUAGUUGUGGAAAUGAAAAUCUAGUCUAAAUGUUGCAUGGAUAGAAUGAAGGUAAGUGUAAAUAAAACUUGGUGUAAAUGAAGGUUUUACUCGUGCAAUUUGUAAACUAGACGUUGCUGCUUUUACUUCAUUUUCAGUUUACUUUCAGACCUGUUUGUGCAGUGUUGUGUUUGAGGUUGUCCAUAUGCGUUUAAAAAUCAAAUAGAAUUGUGUAAAAUAUCUGUAGAUCGUGUAAAUACCAAAUCCGCGCUCUCACGCUUGAAUACUUGUUUUGAAGGAAACGUCUUUUGGAAAAACAGCUUUUGUCGUGUUGUUACAAAUGUACAUUCUCUUCUCUGCUGUAUUCUCCGUUUUCUUCAUUUGAACAUAAAAAUAUAUCAAAUUCCUUAUGAUUUUUUCAUUUAUCUUACAUUUAGUUCAGCUGCAUUCAUUCAGAAGUGAUGAUGUGGUGUACUCUGCUCCAUUUCAACUGAAAAU